Molecule: messenger RNA, 3917 nt
Organism: Motacilla alba alba
Lineage: Eukaryota; Metazoa; Chordata; Aves; Passeriformes; Motacillidae
Gene: TRPA1
Product: transient receptor potential cation channel subfamily A member 1
Exons: 25
Coding region: 38-3163 (1041 amino acids)
Biological process (GO): monoatomic ion transport; transmembrane transport
Cellular component (GO): membrane
Molecular function (GO): protein binding; monoatomic ion channel activity
Source: RefSeq, a predicted model, not a curated record
GCGGCGGGCGCUGCUCGGAGCCGGGCGGGCGGGCGGCAUGAAGCGCUCUCUGCUGCGGCUCUGCCGCUCCCGGGAGAAGGCGGCCGCCUCCAGCGCCUACCAGGGCGUCGUGUGCGAGGCGGAUGCCGCCUCCGUCGCCUCGCAGGAUGUCUUCAAGGUUAUUUCAGAUGGAAGUGCCUGUAGGCUACGGAGCUUCAUUAAGAAGAAUCGUUCUGGGCUUACAAAAGUGGAUGAAUUAAAUGCCACCCCGCUGCAUCACGCUGCGGAAGGAGGACAAAUAGAACUCAUGCAGUUGAUCAUAGAUGAUUCUUCCUAUGAAGUAUUAAAUGUGAUGGAUUCUUCUGGAAAUACCCCACUGCAUUGGGCCACAAAGAAAAACCAGGUUGAAAGCGUUCGCUUGCUUCUCAGCAGAGGAGCCAAUCCAAACAUUCUCAACUCCAAUAUGAUGGCACCUUUGCAUAUGGCUGUUCAGUCCCUGCACAAUGAAAUUGUGAAGGUUUUAGUCCAACAUAGCAGUACAGAUGUUAACUUGGAAGGUGAAGCAGGGAACACACCUAUAAUUGUAGCAUGUUACAAGGACAAUCCUGAAGCACUGACACUCCUGAAUGAAAAAUGCACAGCACUUCAUUUUGCUGCCACUCAAGGAGCGACGGAGAUUGUAAAGCUAAUGAUGUCAUCCUAUGCUGGGGAGGAAUCCAUUAUUGAUGCUGUAGAUGGAAAUAAGGAAACAUUGCUUCACAGAACAGCACUGUUUGAUCAUUAUGAACUGGCGGAGUAUUUGAUUUCAAUGGGGGCUAAUAUUGAUAGUGUUGACAUAGAAGGUCGAUCCCCGCUUCUGCUGGCCACUUCCUGUGCAUCAUGGAAAAUUGUGAAUUUACUGCUUUCGAAAGGAGCAAAUGUGUCAUUAAAAGAUCAUCUUGGUCGGAAUUUCUUGCAUUUGACCGUGUUGCAGCCUGGAGGAUUACAGCAUCUGAAUGAGAAAUAUCUGCAGAUGGAACAUAUUAAAAAUCUUGUCGUGGAUGAAGAUAAUGAAGGAUGCACUCCAUUGCAUUAUGCAUGCAGACAAGGUGUGGCCCUCUCUGUAAAUAAUUUACUCAGCCUCAACGUUUCCAUCUACUCUAAGAGCAGGGACAAGAAGUCGCCGUUGCACUUUGCUGCCAGCUAUGGGCGCAUCAAUACUUGUCAACGACUUAUAAGAGACAUGAAAGACACAAGACUUUUGAAUGAAGGUGACAAGAAGGGAAUGACUCCCCUUCAUUUGGCAGCCCAGAAUGGUCAUGAGAAGGUGGUUCAGUUUCUUCUGAAGAGAGGGGCUCUCUUCCUCUGUGAUUAUAAAGGCUGGACAGCCCUGCACCAUGCUGCCUUCGGAGGAUACACUCGCACAAUGCAGAUAAUUUUGGAUACUAAUGUGAAGUGUACUGACAGAGUGGAUGAAGAAGGGAACACAGCUUUGCACUUGGCUGCACGAGAAGGACAUGCAAAAGCAGUGAGGUUACUUCUGGACUAUGGUGCAAAAAUUCUGUUCAACAAAGCAGUGGCUUCUUUUUUCCAUGAAGCAAUACACAACAGGAGAAAAGAUGUGGUGUCUGCUGUCAUUUUGCACAAAAGAUGGGAAGAAGCUGUUGUGACUUUCUCUCACUCUUCCAGUGCCAAUAAGUGUCCUUUGCUGGAAAUGGUUGAGUAUCUUCCUGAUUCAUUUAAACUGGUGUUGGACAACUGCAUAAUUGAGUCUUCAGAGGAAAAGACAAGUCGAGACUUCUAUAUUGAAUACAACUUCAGAUAUCUUCAGUGUCCCUUGACACUUAACAAGAAAGUAAAGGAUGGUGAAGAUAUUUUCUAUGAACCACUUACCACUUUAAAUGCCAUGGUGCGCCACAAUCGCAUGGAGCUACUCAGUCAUCCUGUGUGUAAAGAAUAUUUGCUUAUGAAAUGGAUGGCCUAUGGGUUUCGAGCACAUUUAAUGAAUUUAGGCAUAUAUUCUCUUGGUCUCAUCCCACUGACUCUUCUGGUCACUCACAUACAACCAGGAAGACCUUUGAAUGGAACAGAGCUCUAUGAAGCAAGACCAUUAGAAUAUGAGGACUCAUACUUCACAAGGGUGUGUAUGUGUUUAGUUUUAAUUAUGAGUUUACUGGGCAUCUGCAAAGAAAUAUUUCAGCUGAUUCAGCAGAAAUUGAAAUAUUUGUUGGAUUACUCCAAUCUACUGGACUGGACCAUUUAUACUACAAGCAUAAUUUUUGUGUCUUCUUUAUUUGUUAAUACACCAGCUCAUUUGCAGUGGGAAUGUGGAGCAAUUGCUGUGUACUUGUCUUGGAUGAACUUCUUGCUUUAUCUUCAACGAUUUGAGAACUAUGGAAUCUAUGUUGUGAUGUUCUGGGAAAUUUUGAGGACUUUGAUUCGGAUUGCUGUGGUUUUCUUUUUCCUGAUACUGGCCUUUGGGCUGAGUUUCUUUGUCCUUUUGGGUUCACAGCAAACAUACAGCACACCUCUGCUUUCAGUAAUGAAGACAUUUGCAAUGAUGCUGGGAGACAUUAAUUACCACGAUGCAUUCCUUGAUCCUUUACUGAGCAGUGAAUUGCCAUAUCCAUUCCUGAGUUACACAGUUCUCAUUAUAUUUACCUUGCUUAUUCCAAUCCUUCUUAUGAACUUGCUAAUUGGUUUGGCUGUUGGUGAUAUCGCUGAAGUACAAAAAUAUGCUGCACUCAAAAGGAUUGCAAUGCAGGUUAAUCUUCAUACCAACUUAGAGAAGAAGCUGCCCUUUUGGUUCUUAAGUCGGGUGGACCAGGAAUCAAUCACUGUAUAUCCCAACAGGCCAAGAUACUGUGGAUUUAUGAGCGUGUUCCAAUAUUGCUUUGGGUGUGAGGACUCUACCACAUAUGCGCAGAGCCCUGAUACAACACUAGAAUUGGAAGUUCUGAAGCAGAAAUACAGGCUCAAAGACAUAUCAACAUUGCUGGAAAAGCAACAUGACCUCAUUAAACUGAUUAUCCAAAAAAUGGAGAUAGUAUCAGAGGCUGAGGAUGAAGACAGCAAUGAUUUAUUUCAGCACAAAUUUAGGAAAAGGCAGUUAGAGCACAAGAAUAGUAAAUGGGAUACAGUGUUAAAAGCUGUUAAAACAAAUGUGCCUAACCCAAGCACAGAAAAGAACAAUAGCUUCUUCUAGACUUGGCUAUGAUAUCAUGUUGUAUUAUCAUUUUGUUCUACUUUAGGGUCACUUCUCUUAUUGUCUUUGCAUAAUGCUAAUGUGAUACAUCAUGUACUCAAAUAUAAAAAAAGGCCAGAUCCAAAACCAGGAUGCAGGUGCUCAAAACAGUAUUUAAAGAGACUGGAGAUGUCUACGUCCAAACUGUGAUCCUAAAAGUGACUGGCUAAUCAGGAAAGUGCCUAACUCAACAGAGGCCAGCCUUGCUGUCCUGGCUUCUGUCUAGAUCUGUUCCUGGGUUUGGCCCUAGUACAGUUAGGUCUGUAUGUAAUUACAUUAUUUUCUGUUACAAAUAUUUUUAGAAUUUCUAAAUUUUUAGAAAUUAGAUUCUAGUCAUUUAUUAUUCAGGUGUCUGGAGAGAGCCAAUGGUUUUUGUGUAGCUUAAAGAAAAAGUACAAAACUAAUCUGACAGAGUGCAUUGGAAAUUUUGCUGAGUAGGGACUGCAGGAUCAGACCUGAAAGGUAGGAGAUGAAGGAUCAUGAAGUUGUAAUGUAAAGGAAGAGCUACUUUCUUUUCUAGAUAAGUGGCAGCAGUUCACAGUGGGAUAAUUUUUACUAGCAUGCAUGUAGCAGUGAUAGAAUGACAUGUUUAAUAUUAGUCAUUUACAGCUUGCUGUCCUUAUACUGCUAAUGUGAUUUUGGCUUUCCUGAGAAGCUAAAACUGAUCUUGCCUACUUUAAUCUGCACUUUGGUUUUAUUAUUCAUUUCCUGAAUA